AAGCUGGACAGGAGCCGAGGGCGGAAGUGGCGCUGUCUGAGAUUUGGAGUCGGGGGGUAGAACGGGCGGGAGCAGCGGCCCCGCAGGCGGGAGCGGUUUGAGACCUGUUUUCCUCCCCGGCAGUCCUAUCUCUGCCCCUGCGGUCAGCAUACCUGCCCUUGUGACGGGCCAUGGCGGGCCGUGGUGGAACUGCGCGGUCAAAUGGGCCAGCUGCCGGAAACAAGAUCUGUCAGUUCAAGCUGGUUCUGCUGGGAGAGUCGGCCGUUGGGAAAUCCAGCCUUGUCUUACGGUUCGUGAAAGGCCAGUUCCAUGAGUACCAGGAGAGUACAAUUGGAGCUGCUUUCCUCACACAGACCAUUUGCCUAGAUGACACAACAGUCAAGUUUGAGAUCUGGGAUACGGCCGGGCAAGAGCGCUACCACAGUCUGGCGCCCAUGUAUUACCGAGGGGCACAAGCGGCCAUCGUUGUCUACGACAUCACAAAUAUGGACACCUUUGUGCGAGCCAAGAACUGGGUGAAGGAAUUGCAGCGGCAAGCCAGCUCCAAUAUAGUCAUCGCCCUGGCAGGGAACAAGGCUGAUUUGGCCAGCAAGCGAGCCGUUGACUUCCAGGAAGCCGCGGCGUAUGCAGACGACAACAGCUUGCUGUUCAUGGAGACCUCUGCAAAGACUGCAAUGAAUGUGAACGAAACCUUCAUGGCAAUAGCCAAGAAGCUCCCCAAAAAUGAACCGCAGACUGCAGCUGGGACAGCGGGCAGGAAUCGGGGUGUUGACCUCCAGGAGAGCAGCCAGCCCAGCAGGGGGCAGUGUUGUAGCAACUAAGGGAUCGCCUCCUGCUCUUCUUGGAUCGCCCCUGACUGGAAUGCGCCUGAACCGGAUUGCGCUUACAGAAGAACAGCUGCCAGGAUCCUUCUUUUUCCCCCUCCCCCGACCCACCCUUCUUUUCUGCUGCUGUGAUAUUUUCUUCUUUAUUCUUCUCUGUCCGUCGAAUGGAGGAAGCAAAGAAAACCUGCUCGAUCCUCCUCUGUACAAAUAAUGAUUUCUUUCUUCUUUUUUUUAAGUCUGACACAGCGCAACCCAGUGCAGGAUCACUCUAUUCAAAGCCCAUUGAUUCACUGGGGCUUAAACUGGAGUAAUCUUGCAUAUAACCACUCCACUGUCCGUGGCCUUUUUAAAAGAAAAAGAAAGAUGAGCGAUUUGCUCCUUAUGGGCAGGUGUGUCUUUCCAGAGCUCUGGUCCCACUUUCCUUUUUCUCUGCCUUCUUAAUUUCCCAGAACUAGGUUUUAGUCUUGAUAUCUGCUCACAGCUGCUUGGAGGUGGGGAAACGGCAGUCUUUCCCUUGGACAAGAGGUGUGACUCUCGAGGCGCGUCUGCACGCCGAUUCUAAGCCGCUUGAGUCGGCAGGGCUUGCCGUCAAAGAGCCUUAGACGGGAGGCCGGUUUAAAUACAAUGCAGACGUGUCCUUGGGAAAGCAAGGCGUGGGACUGGCUGAUAACCACUAAAACAGAACGUAUGACGUUGAACGGUGAGAGUGAGACACAAGACACCUCUGGCCUUUAAAGACUCGUUUUGACCAAAUCACAAUUAUGCAUAUGGGGAGUGGGGAGGGAGCUGAUUUCUUCUGUAUUUUGUAUUCAGUUUUUUUUUCAACGUGUAACCAAUCAGUAUCUCUCUUCGAUUACAUAUACCAACUAGCCUUGCAUCUGCCUCAGUUUGCAUCGGGCUUUGGGACGCCGACUUGGCAUUAAUUCUUUUUUCCCUUCCAUUUUUGGAUGUAAUGCACUAAUUCAACCUAUCAGGAAAAAAAUGGUAUAAAAUCACUUAAAAAACAAACAAACCAGUGGUGUGAUGCCAUUGUUAAUAAUCCUAUAAUAUAAUGUGUGUUGGGUGUAUAGAUGCCGUCGAUGGGGAGGAUAAAUCAUUCUUGUACACGCAAGAUGGGGGUGUUGUUCUGUAUUCCUAUAGAAGACUGAUAAUUUCACUAAAAUAGAAUCGCAUAAGGGAAGCCACAAAGUUUGAUACAGUGCCCGAGGCAAUUUUGUCUUAUCCAUAUUGGUAUUUAAGAGAAAAGGAGUCUACUUAAGUCUUUUCAAUGCAAA
Gekko japonicus is the source of this 2098-nucleotide messenger RNA. It is a transcript of the gene RAB5C, whose product is annotated as RAB5C, member RAS oncogene family. The coding region runs from base 171 to 821 and encodes 216 amino acids. NCBI's taxonomy places the organism in Eukaryota, Metazoa, Chordata, Lepidosauria, Squamata, Gekkonidae. The transcript has 6 exons. Gene Ontology annotation, molecular function: GTPase activity; GTP binding. The record is from RefSeq and is a predicted model, not a curated record.